GAUCAUAUCUCACAUGAACUUUAGAGCCGACCUGCGUUUGUCAAGAUUCUGAACACUGUACACACAGAUCAUUUGUGCUGCUCUGCUGUCACUCCAAUUUAACUCUUGCUUAUGAUUUGUAGGCUAUAAUUUUUAAAACUUGACAUAGGGUUAUUAAUUUUGAACAGACAGCAGGGAUGGCAGAGCCCGGCGGGAUCUUGAUAAAAGGAGGUCAAGUUGUGAAUGAAGACUGCUCCGUGCUCAGCGACGUCUACGUUGAGAAUGGGAGAAUAGUUGAAGUUGGACUGAACCUGCAGAUCCCAGGGGGGGUGCGAGUCAUCGAUGCUACCGGGAAACUGGUGAUCCCGGGCGGCAUCGACACGCACACACACAUGGAGCUGGCGUUCAUGGGCACCAAGGCUGUGGACGACUUCCAUAUCGGAACCAAGGCAGCGCUAGCAGGAGGGACCACAAUGAUCCUGGACUUUGUUAUCCCCCAAAGGGGCCAGUCUCUCCUGGAAGCUUACAACUGUUGGCGAAAGAGAGCCGACCCCAAAGUUUGCUGCGACUACUCGCUGCACGUUGCCGUCACCUGGUGGAGUGACAAGGUCCAAGAAGAGAUGCAGACGCUGACCAAAGAGAAGGGAGUCAAUUCCUUCAAGAUGUUCAUGGCCUAUAAAGAUGUGUUCAUGCUGCAGGACUCGGAGCUCUACGCUGCCUUCUCCCAGUGUAAGGAGCUCGGAGCUAUAGCUCAGGUGCAUGCUGAGAAUGGAGACCUGAUUGCAGAGGGGACUAAGAAGAUGCUGUCUCUGGGCAUCACGGGGCCAGAGGGCCAUGAGCUGUGUCGGCCCGAGGAGGUGGAGGCCGAGGCCACCCAGCGAGCCAUCACCAUUGCCCACGCUGUCAACUGCCCCCUGUACGUGGUCCACGUCAUGAGCAAAUCUGCCGCCAAGGUGGUGUCUAACGCACGCCGAGACGGGCGGGUGGUGUUUGGGGAACCCAUUGCAGCUGGACUGGGCACCGACGGUACUCACUGCUGGCACAAAGACUGGGCCCACGCUGCUGGAUUUGUCAUGGGUCCUCCCCUCAGACCUGACCCCAGCACCCCUGGGUACCUCAUGGACCUACUGGCCAAUGAUGAUCUCAGUGUGACGGGGACAGACAACUGCACCUUUUCUGUGUGCCAGAAGGCUCUGGGCAAAGACGACUUCAGCAAGAUCCCGAAUGGAGUGAACGGAGUGGAGGACAGGAUGUCUGUCAUCUGGGAGAAAGGAGUGCACAGCGGCAAAAUGGACGAGAAUCGAUUUGUGGCCGUCACCAGCAGCAACGCAGCAAAGAUCUUCAACUUCUACCCCCAGAAAGGCCGUAUCGCCAAGAACUCGGAUGCUGAUGUGGUAAUAUGGGACCCUAAGAAGACAAGGAAGAUUUCAGCCGAGACCCACCACCAGGCCGUGGACUACAACAUCUUCGAGGGCAUGGUGUGCCACGGUGUCCCUGUCGUCACCAUCUCCCGGGGCAAAGUGGUCUACGAGGACGGGGGGCUGAAGACAUCACCGGGGCACGGCCGAUUCAUCCCCAGAAACCCCUUCUCUGAGUUUGUUUACAAAAGAAUCAAGCAAAGGGAUCAGGUGGGGAAACCUACAGCUGUGAUCAGGAAGCCCUAUGAAGGCAAAGUCAUUUCUCUGUGAACCACUGGCCUAGAACCUGAAAGGCACUUUGAAUCUCCAGCUGUGUGUCUCCAGGACAAUCCAUGAAGCUACCAAAGCCAAAGACAACUUACAGUGAUGCCGUUUCACUGAUAAACCUGCACCGAGAUAUUUCUGCAAGUCAUGCAUACAAUACUCAGCCAUUUACUUUUUUAGGUCCACUCUGAUC
Molecule: messenger RNA, 1854 nt
Organism: Etheostoma cragini (Arkansas darter)
Lineage: Eukaryota; Metazoa; Chordata; Actinopteri; Perciformes; Percidae
Gene: dpys
Product: dihydropyrimidinase
Exons: 9
Coding region: 177-1667 (496 amino acids)
Biological process (GO): pyrimidine nucleobase catabolic process
Cellular component (GO): cytosol; cytoplasm
Molecular function (GO): dihydropyrimidinase activity
Source: RefSeq, a predicted model, not a curated record